Messenger RNA from Nycticebus coucang (slow loris), 8424 nucleotides. It is a transcript of the gene KCNAB1, whose product is annotated as potassium voltage-gated channel subfamily A regulatory beta subunit 1. Bases 183 to 1373 code for a protein of 396 amino acids. NCBI's taxonomy places the organism in Eukaryota, Metazoa, Chordata, Mammalia, Primates, Lorisidae. Gene Ontology annotation, cellular component: cytoplasm; membrane; voltage-gated potassium channel complex. The record is from RefSeq and is a predicted model, not a curated record. The transcript has 13 exons. Gene Ontology annotation, molecular function: transmembrane transporter binding; potassium channel regulator activity; voltage-gated potassium channel activity. Gene Ontology annotation, biological process: transmembrane transport; potassium ion transport; negative regulation of delayed rectifier potassium channel activity.
AACCAACAGCUUUGCUGGAGAUGUAGGAACCUGCUCCCCUACAGAAAUGAAGAGAGAGAUCUAGAAAAAGCAAGCUGAUCCUUUUUGAGGGGCAAACUCAAGCCACAUAACCCAAGUUGAUCACAGACAGUUUUAAAGCUAAGCACUGUGCAAUUAGCUUUGCCUCCUUGGGUUUUUGAAACAUGCAUCUCUACAAACCUGCCUGUGCAGACAUCCCUAGCCCCAAACUGGGUCUGCCGAAAUCCGGGGAAUCGGCUCUAAAAUGCAGACGGCACCUCGCAGUGCCCAAGACUCAGCCUACGGCAGCCUGCGGGCCUGUUAGGCCCAGUGGAGCAGUGGAGCAGAAAUAUUUGGAAACGUUUUUGCACGUCCAUGGAAUUUCAUUGCAGAAAACCACCAAGGCCGAGACGGGCAUGGCAUACAGGAAUCUUGGAAAAUCAGGACUCAGAGUUUCUUGCUUGGGUCUUGGAACAUGGGUGACAUUUGGAGGUCAAAUUUCAGAUGAGGUCGCGGAACGGCUGAUGACAAUUGCCUAUGAAAGUGGUGUCAAUCUCUUUGAUACUGCUGAGGUCUAUGCUGCUGGAAAGGCCGAAGUGAUUCUGGGCAGCAUCAUUAAGAAGAAGGGCUGGAGGAGGUCCAGCCUGGUCAUAACAACCAAACUCUACUGGGGUGGAAAAGCGGAAACAGAAAGGGGGCUAUCAAGAAAGCAUAUUAUUGAAGGAUUAAAAGGGUCCCUCCAGAGACUGCAGCUUGAGUAUGUGGACGUGGUCUUUGCAAAUCGACCAGACAGCAACACACCCAUGGAAGAAAUUGUCCGAGCCAUGACACACGUGAUAAACCAAGGCAUGGCGAUGUACUGGGGCACUUCCAGAUGGAGCGCUAUGGAGAUUAUGGAAGCCUAUUCUGUAGCAAGACAGUUCAAUAUGAUCCCUCCAGUCUGUGAACAGGCCGAGUACCAUCUUUUCCAGAGAGAGAAGGUGGAGGUCCAGCUGCCAGAGCUCUACCACAAAAUAGGAGUUGGUGCAAUGACAUGGUCUCCACUCGCCUGUGGAAUCAUCUCAGGAAAAUAUGGAAAUGGGGUGCCUGAAAGUUCCAGGGCUUCAUUGAAGUGCUACCAGUGGUUGAAGGAAAGAAUUGUAAGCGAAGAAGGGAGAAAACAGCAAAACAAGCUAAAAGACCUUUCCCCAAUUGCUGAGCGUCUGGGAUGCACACUACCUCAGCUGGCCGUUGCCUGGUGCCUGAGAAACGAAGGUGUGAGUUCCGUGCUCCUGGGAUCAUCUACUCCUGAACAACUCAUUGAGAACCUGGGUGCCAUUCAGGCAAGUACUGCAGCUCUUUCCAAUGAACUCCAGGGAAUUUCAUGGAGCCUUUGAAAAUAUUUCCAAGCAGUGCCCCAUCUCUCCCCACCUCUGUCCUUCAGGAUGGGUGUGAGGAGUAGGAGGUGGGGACACAAAGGCUAGGAGGCAGCAGAAUAUUUUCACAGUAGAUGGAUCCUGAUAUCAGCAGGCAGGGUUCCCAAAGCUCACUUUUCAGGGCGGUUUGUUUCUGGGGGACAGUGUAUUCCAGUGUUAUACCUGGUGACUGACUUCCCAGGUCUAACCACAAGUGCCUGCUUAAUAGCUUGCUAGAAAUUUAAGUUUUGGGACAAUAUACAUACAUCUAUUCAUUUGUUCUUUCCACAAAGGUUGACUGCCAACCUGUGUGCCAAGCUCCUCCCUUCUGUUCUCUUUAGCAUCCUGCAUUCCUCCACUUAUGAUAAUAUUGCAUAAUUGCCUCCUGUUAAACUGUAAGGCCUUCAAGGUUAAACACCUCUUUCUUGCUUCUCCACUGACAUUUCAGUUCCUACUAUGUACUCCAUGGCCUUAGUUAACACUCAAGAAGUAUCUGUUGAAUGAAUGAAGAUCAUGGAGAGAAAUGGGCUCAGGGCAGCACCUGUAGCUCAAGGAGUGGGGCACUGGCCGCAUAUACUGGAGGUGGUGGGUUCAAACCCAGCCCUGGCCAAAAACUGCAAAAAAAAGAAAAGAAAAGAAAUGGACUCAAUUCUAUUUUGGGCUUCCAGGAUCACAUCUCCUUAGAAACAAACGAAGAGGCCCAUUCCCAUUCCCUAUCAGGAGAGGAAUAGGGCUUGGUGUGUGUGGGGUGGUCCCCAAAGGCCAGAUCCAGCCCUGAGCCUGCCCCACUCUCAGCAGUGCUAAAGGCCCAAGGAAUGACCCUGCCCACUAUUCUUGGCAAAGCUACCCCCUGCCAAACAGGGAAGGGUAUCUGUUUUCUGUCUGCUCACUGGGGAAUAGGAUUCUCACAGUUUCUUCCCUGUCCACUUGGCCCUGUUACUGCUCCCAGAAGGAAAUUCAGGAGGUGGGACAAACAUGAGUAAACUUAGAAGGUUUCAAGAUCUUUUUUAAAAGCAGCCCAGAAUACACUGGAAGAGUAAAUGGUAUGAAUCCCCACCCCCUUCUUAGGGCUGGGCAGCAGCGUCAUCACCUCUGCCUCUAAGAACCCCGCACAGGCCCACAAUUCCUCCUGGAUCAUGUGGGGUUCCCUGUCACUGCACGGAAAACACUCCCUCUUAUGAAUGCCACCCCAACUUCUCCUGUUUUCACUUGUGCUCUGGGAAAAGGUAAGGCUACACAGUGAUGAGGAGAUAGGGAUUGGUUUGUAUACAAAAGAACUAAAUUCAAUCCAAAGAUUUCAAUUCCACUAAUAUUUACAGAGCCCUACUCCAUGGCUGCACCGCGCUACGCAGCGGAACUACUGAGAGAAGUAGCAGCCUGCCCCCAAUGGGCUGCAGGACUGGCUGAGAAAAAGCAAAUUGAGAAAACUAUCCCUUCAAUCAUUCAGCAGAUCUCUGAAUGCCAAUUACGCGUCAGGCAUUGGAGAUAUCACAGGAAACACUGACUAAUCUCCAAGAGCUUUAUCCUUCAGUAGGAGACAGAUAAACAUACAAAACGAUUUCAGAUUGUCAAAAGCACUAUUAAGUAAACAGAAUGUGUAAUGGACUGAGAAUGGGUGGGCCUCUUUUAAAUAACAUACUUACAAGAGGUGUCUGGGAAAUACAUUUAUUCUGAGCUUUCACAAUUACUCACACGCCUUCACACAACGUGGGAAGAGCCCAGGAAAGCACAUUCCAGGCACAGGGAAGAGCAGUGCAAAGGUCCUGAGACGGGAAGGGACUUGGCUUUUUUCAGAAACGGCCAGCCUUAGGCCAGUGUGGCCAGCAUGUAGGGAGCAAAGGGGACAGCAGAUGCAUGGAAGUGAAGAGGGACUGCAGGGGUCAGGCUUUAUCCAAUGCAGGAAUCCUUUAAGAAAGGCCAUGCCAUGCUCCUAUUUGAGUGUUUAAAGAUCACUAUGUAGAAUGGAGAAUAAAGACCAAGGGCAGUGGUCCAGGCAAGAAAUGAUGGUGGCUUAGACAAGGAUGGUAGCCAUGGAGGUGAGAAGAACGGGAUGGAUUCAGCAGGUUUUGGAAAGAGAGGUUUAGCAGAAAGAGGGAGGAACUGAGAAACCCUGCCAUGCUAACAGAGGAAGAUCACGGCCAUCCCAGGAGGAGGUCAUACCCCUGGGGACAGCAGAAACAGAUGACUCCUGAGCUGAGCAUAAGAGGCUGCGGGAGGGGGCCAGGCAGGUGAGGGGAUGGGGACACUAAUUUUCUUCCCCAAUCAUUUCCUCUCUAGCAAGGCUCUACGUGUUAACAGGAUGAGGUUGGCAUCCAUCCUGAAAGGAACAUUAUCCAAGCCGCAAGCUGCUACCAUGGAGGCUCUCCAGCCUUCCCUCCCACUUUCUACUCCACCUCCCCUGCCCAGCACUGAAAAGUCCCCCCUAGACAAGCUGUGACUAAGUUGUGAUGCGGCUAAAAGCAGACUGAGUGGCAGGGAAUGCUGACAGGGGGUGGGAUUAGGCUGCAGAAAGUGGGGAGUGCCAGCAGCUGAGAAGGCAGCUGCUCCACGGAGGCCACCUUCUGGGUCAAGGUGUGCAAACACCAAAGUUAUAUAAAUCAGAUGGGAGAGACUGGAGCAGAAACCACAGCUGUGGGCAGCCCACCACUCCUUCACAGGCCUCCACAUCCCCAUGUCCACCUGAAAGUAAAAGUGGAGAGAACUGCCUCCCCCACCAGCCUUCGCCCCCUUCUGAGAUUCCAUCACUCACUUAAGAGAAGCCCAUGCUCCUCGGCAGUCAGGCCGUUCACACUCAGGCCGCACAGCCCCAUUACUCCUCCCUGAGCCCUAACAUCCCGCAGUCACACACAACUCAGAUAGAUCCCUAGAUGUAAGUGGUCCUGUGACUGUAAAGUGACCACCAUACCAGCCUGGCAAAUUCUCGUCCCGAAGUCCAGAUUAAUAGUGACCCAGUCCUGGGAGGACUUCCCCAACACCCUGCCAGCCCCAACAACACUGGCCAAUGUCCCUCACCCCAUCAAUUAUUCCAGGUGAUCUAAAACAAGUUUGCAAAACUGGCAGCCUGUGGAGUUUUUAUGAUUUGUAGCAGCUUAAAAUGUUUUAAAAUAGUUAUUAACAUUAAAAAAUGAGGUGAUUUCACAUAAAAUUCUAGAAGUAUGGCUUGAAAAGGUUGCUUUGCAACACUUUUGUUUUAUUCAAGUACUUUACAGUUUCAUCCUUUUAACGUUUAAAUCUCAUUUCUAUCAUAAAUUUAUUUUCGUAUAAUGGAGAAUUUUUCUCCUCACAUAGCUAACCCAGUGUACUUUAGACACAAAACUUCCAACAAAUCCAAUUUCCAGAUUUCGAUCUCAUUUUCACAAUCUCACUUUAAAUAACACAUUAGCUUUUAGACACUGAGACUCCAUAGCUAGUGGGAAAUCAAAUUCCUCCUUUAGCUUCCGAUAAAACAUUAACCAGAACCAAGUUUCCCAGGCUGAGUAGCUCUACUGUUCUGCCAACCCCUAAGGCUUCUGAGGAUAGUUACUGAGUGGAGACAUGGUCACUUUGGCCAACAUGAUUGCAGCAAAGGAAGGCUGAGGCUGAAACCUCAGAACUUGUCGUCUGAAUUGUAUUUCACCACACUCUCCACAUAGGGUCAGGCUAUUCCAGAAAAGUCCGCCUUUGUCCCUUGUCUCACAAUGUAAUGUGUGCCUUUGACCACUUCUCAGAACUAGCCCUGGACGAGCUCAUCUUUUCCCAAGGGUUUCAAUUAGCAUGUCCCUGGAAAUGACUCGAAAAUCAUCAACUCCAGCAUUCCUGUGCCCAAAAGUCAGUUCCACACGCAUGUCCUACAGGCACCUUAAACGCAACACAUCCUACACCAGAUUUCUUUUUUUUUGAGACAGAGUUUAUGUUGCCCUCGGUAGAGUGCCGUGCAUCAUAGCUCACAGCAACCUCAAACUCUUGGGCUUAAGCGAUUCUAUUGCCUCAGCCUCCCAAGUAGCUGGGACUACAGGCAUCCACCACACUUGUUGUUGCAGUUGUCAUUGUUGUAGCUGGCCCAGGCUGGUUCGAACCUGCCAGCCUCUACACCAGAUUUCUUAUUCCCAAACCACUUCCCCUUUAGUUUCCGAUCUCAAUCUGCACAGACACCCUUCUUGUCACUCAGUCUUGAAACCACCAAGACCCUCCAGCCUAUCUCCCAGACCUCCUCCUUUCCCACUCCAUUGCCUCUAUUCUAGGUAAGGCCUUUUUGUCUUUGGUUUGGAUUGCAAUAUGUGUCUACAAUCUGUGUUCCCGAUCUCAUCCAACUCAGACCUCCACGUGUCUGAUGGCAUUAUUCCCAGAUCACAAGUCCUAACAGGCUCCCUGCUGCCUACAAAGUUCCAACUCCACAAAAUGGCAUUUCAGACUUUCCACUCUUGACCCCAAUUUCCCUAUCCCUGGUUCUUACCACCCCGCACCUUCACUACUCACCCUGUACUUGUUACCACUCCAUUUCACUUUCUCAUGCUAGUCCGUCUAGCUGGGACACCUAUCAAACCCUGGCCAUCCUUCACUAAGUUCUCUACCGAGUCCCCAGACCUGAGCUCUCUGCACAGAGCUUCUUGUCUCCAGACACCUUCACGCACACAUGGCCAGGCAGUGCAUAAAAACUGGUUGGUACAUGUGGAAUAGGCUGUAAGCAGAAAAUGUUCACAAGAUUUGAAAGACUAGUAUAAAAACAAAAAGGUAAAGCAUUGCAUUUUCUGUACUGAUUGCAUGUUGAAAUGAUGCUUUGGCUAUAAUGACUAAAAACAUGUAUUAACUUUACCUGUUUCUUUUUACUUCUUUAAGGUAGCCACUAGAAAAUUUAAAAUUACAAAUAUGGCUUGUAUUAACUUUCUAUGAGCCUUCAUAUACACCUUAGGCCUUCACUUAUGCAAAGUUGACAGUCCAGCUGUGGUUUAUGACUGUGUACAAGUCUGGAAGACUUUGCUUAAUAAAAAGCAAGAAAAACAGGCUCGGCACCUGGAGCUCAGCGGCUACAGCGCCAGCCAAGUACACGGGAACUGGCAGGUUCAAACCCAGCCUCAGUCUGCCAGACAAUGACAACUGCAACCAAAAAAUAGCCAGGUGUUGUGGCAGGCGCCUGUAGUCCCAGCUACUUGGGAGGCUGAGGCAAGAGAAUCGCUUAGGCCCAGGAGUUGGAGGUUGCUGUGCAGGGUGACGCCACAGCACUCUACCCAGGGCGACAGCUUGAGAUUCUGUCUCAAAAAAAAAAAAAAGAAAGAAAGAAAAAAAAACAAGCACAACAAACAGCACUAACCACAUCCCUUGUACUUCUCCUCUUGCUCUCAGGUCCUCCCAAAGAUGACAUCGCAUGUGGUAAACGAGAUUGAUAAUAUACUACGCAACAAGCCCUACAGCAAGAAGGACUACAGGUCGUAGGCAGUGCGUGUGCCGCAGAAGCUGCAUGGUCACGACAGCGGCCGCGCCCCGUACCGAGUGCUGUUACUAGCCAAUCUCCUGAAUCACUUUGCAGUCCACUGCUCAACCUCUAGUGUCCCUGGACUCUCUGAGGUAUCUGCUGUUGCUACCACUGUGCACAUCUGAAAACUCACAACCAAGAAAAUCUGUUCUAUUUUCUUACCUUGGACUGGACUCACCUAUUCUUGCAUCGCUCUGUACAGCUCAUGCCGAUGCAGUGGAGAGAAUAUGGGGGAAAGAUGUGUUGCCUUCAGGCACCUGGUACCCCAAAGAAGGCUGUACAGAUAUAUUUUUUCAAAAGAACAAAAUACACAGAUGCAACUUGAAUGUAUAAGAAACAGAGUAGGAUAUCUUCACUCGGAAGUAUUGCUUGGGAGAAUAAGCUGAAACAAUUUUACAUUUUUUUCCUAUCUUUACACAUUCAUUAUCAGCAAGUUUUGUUUCACUGGUCAUUAAUCUGCUUUAUUACCUUUCAAAUAUUUACUAUUGCUUGGAUCCAAAAUGGCCCUGUACAAGAAUUUAUCCAGUGUGUUUAUUAGAAUUCCAAUAAUGUUAUCCAUUUACAUAUAGAGACAUUAUGGGUAAUUUAUGAAAGCAAAGGUUACACUGCUAUGGGAACUUAGCUUUAAACAAAUCACAAUGUAUCUGCAGUUAAGUGUUGUUUUACCUUUUAUUAAAACUUGCUUUAUAGUUCAACUGCUUAUAGGCAUAACUUCUGCAAGUUUCAAUAUUUGAGCUUUAAAAAUAAAUAUACACAUGCUCAUUUUGUAAGUAAACCUGUAAAAUACCUAAAAAGGCAAAUGUUCAGCUUCAUUAGCACUGGACUUUCAAUAUAAUGCUUAGGAUUUGGGAGGAGUUAUUAACAGUGAACCAUAGGCUUUAUGAAAAAUGCUAUGUUCCUCCUCAGAAUAUGCUAGGUGAAUUAACUUGCCCAGUAAAAAGCAAAAUGUUAAAGAACUUCCUGAUUCUAUAAUCAUAUUAUAUGCACCAAACUGUAAACGCAUGAAAGUUCUCUGCAUGGAUUAAAGGGUGCACUUAGCGUCUGCGGUACAUCUAGCCCUGCUACUACUGGCUACUUACCCCCAUUACUGUCCCACUUCAGAAAAAUCGUGAGACUACAGUGUGCGUUGCUAUCUGUAAAAAGGGAGAAAACAUGUUUUUCUUUCUUGAGAUGGGGGUGGUCCUUUAACUCUUAUGUAGAAAUUCUAGGAUGGACAAAUUCUAAUUUUCUGAUCAGUUUCCUCAUACAGAAAUUAUUUUGAGAUUUACGGAAUAUAUCAUUUUAAAAUGUUAUUUUCUGUCCAGAUCUAUGUCAAGAUUAAGUUCUAUUCUUAAAAUGUUAGGGGAAGACAUUUAACAAAUUUUCUUUUUGAUUACUACUACCUGUAUGCUAAUAAAAGUUUGGACUUUGUUUUGCCCAAGAAUGUCAGAUUAAUGAUGGAAAUGGAUCAUUUUUUCGGUUGUUCAUUGUGUAUUCAAACCAGUGAACUACUGUAUAUAUAAAUGAGCUGAGGGGUGUCUCCUGGGAAACGCAACUGAACUUACUUGCUUAGAGUAAUAAAAACAUUUUGUGCAUCCAACCUCA